Phacochoerus africanus (Common warthog) is the source of this 920-nucleotide messenger RNA. Its product is annotated as oocyte-specific histone RNA stem-loop-binding protein 2-like. The record is from RefSeq and is a predicted model, not a curated record. The coding region runs from base 1 to 615 and encodes 204 amino acids. The transcript has 6 exons. Gene Ontology annotation, molecular function: histone pre-mRNA stem-loop binding; mRNA binding. Gene Ontology annotation, biological process: mRNA transport; mRNA 3'-end processing by stem-loop binding and cleavage. NCBI's taxonomy places the organism in Eukaryota, Metazoa, Chordata, Mammalia, Artiodactyla, Suidae. Gene Ontology annotation, cellular component: histone pre-mRNA 3'end processing complex; cytoplasm.
AUGUGCCAUUCGCUCUUCCAAGAGCUUUCCUUGGUCACUGUCCCUUUAAAGUGUUCAGCAUCUGAGACGCUACGAAUCUACUUCCUCAGAAAGGAGGUGUGUGAAGAAUCUUUAUCCUCUAGGAUAGAGAUGGUGAGUGUGGGAGUCAGCACAGAGCCAUGCCGUGCCAGGUGGGAGGUGGAGACAGACAAAACUAUCCUACAGCGGCGGCAAAAGCAGAUAGAUUAUGGCAAGCGCACACCUGGUUACCAGUCCUUUCUACAGCAGGUUCCCAAGGCACAGCGACUGCCAGGACUUCACCCUCAAACGCCAAACAAGAACAGGAGGUACAGCCGUCGAUCCUGGGAUGCCCAGAUCAGGCAGUGGAGAAGAGCCCUACAUUCCUGGGACCCCCCCAACCAGCCUCUGCAGGCUGAGGGGUGGGGAAUGGAGAAUCUCUUAGAGCCAAUGGAUUCUGCCCCUUUGCAACCCUCAGGGAAUCUGGAUGGAGACCAGAAGGGAACCCAGCUUGCAGAUUUGGUGGCUCCUGCCUCCUCCCUUUCCUGGAUCUGUGAGGAAGAUCCCCACCACUGGCUCUACGUUCUAGCUGAUUACAAUUAUCUGUCCCAAACUUGAGUGGAGCACAAAAUAUUUAGGGAAAACAUGUUUUUCAGAGGACUUGUUGCUGAAUGUGACAAUGAAAUUACUUGCAGUACUUCUUUCCAAUCGAUUAAAAAUGAAGUCUAAAACUCUGUCCUUUAAGAGAUCAUAACACGAAGGCAUUGUUUAACCCACCCCAUCUUCCCAUUUUUUUACCGUCUCUCUAAACCUUCUCGAUAGCUGAGACUCAAAUUGACAUAAGAGCCAGAAAUCACCUAGCUUUUCCACAACCUCUUCACCUACUACUAUAUUCAGAUUCUUAAAAAAGGACUGAAACUUUG